Molecule: messenger RNA, 7360 nt
Organism: Eleginops maclovinus (Patagonian blennie)
Lineage: Eukaryota; Metazoa; Chordata; Actinopteri; Perciformes; Eleginopidae
Gene: cftr
Product: CF transmembrane conductance regulator
Exons: 27
Coding region: 207-4739 (1510 amino acids)
Biological process (GO): bicarbonate transport; chloride transmembrane transport
Cellular component (GO): apical plasma membrane; cytosol; plasma membrane
Molecular function (GO): ATP binding; chloride channel activity; ATP hydrolysis activity
Source: RefSeq, a predicted model, not a curated record
GAGCAGUACAGAGAAGGUGGCACCAUUGGACACGCUCAUAGGACAGAUAUAUACCAGGCGGUUUGUUUUUUUUCGGAGGGGAGGAAGAUAUCCAAACCGUGACAUCAUAUUCACCAGAGGCACAAAGUGGAGGGUAAAACGGGCGCAAAUGUGACUUAAGGAACAGACUCAGGUGCAAAGAAAAGCAAACUGGCGGCGCACUUAAUAUGCAGAAGUCACCAGUGGAAGAUGCAAACUUCCUCUCCAAAUAUUUCUUCUGGUGGACGUCACCGCUGCUCAGAAAAGGCUUCACGAAGAAGUUGGAGCUGACAGAUGUGUACAAGGCUCCUUCGUUUGAUCUGGCAGACAACCUCUCGGAGAGACUCGAACGAGAAUGGGACAGAGAGGUGGCUUCAGCCAAGAACAAGCCCAGGCUGAUGAGAGCGCUGGCCCGAUGCUUCAUCGGACCCUUCGCCUUCUUCGGCAUCCUCCUCUACCUCGGGGAGGCUUCCAAGACAGUGCAGCCUCAGCUCCUGGGUCGCAUCAUCGCCUCCUUCGACCCUUUCCACGCCCCGGAGCGGAGCCAGGGAUACUUCCUGGCGCUCGGGCUCUGCCUCCUCUUCACCGCCCGCUUCCUCCUGCUGCAACCCGCCAUCUUCGGCCUGCACCACCUGGGCAUGCAGAUCCGCAUUGCUCUUUUUAGUCUCAUAUACAAGAAGACGCUGAAGCUGUCGAGCCGAGUGUUGGAUAAGAUCAGCACGGGUCAGCUGGUCAGUCUGAUGUCGGCUCACCUCAACAAGCUGGAUGAGAGCCUGGGUCUGGCCCACUUUGUGUGGAUCACCCCCCUGCAGUGCAUCCUGUGUGUGGGUCUGCUGUGGGAGCUGAUCGAUGUGAACGGCUUCUGCGCGCUGGCCGCUCUCACUCUGCUCGGCAUCAUCCAGGCCUGGCUCUCCCAGAAGAUGGGACCGCACCGGGCGGAGCGAGGAGUACUGAUCAGCCGCCGCCUGGCUCUCACCUCGGAGAUCGUGGAGAACAUCCACUCUGUGAAGGCUUACGGCUGGGAGGAGGUGAUGGAGACCAUCAUCAAGAACAUCCGGCAGGACGAGAUCACGCUGACAAGGAAGAUCGGGUCCCUGCGUUACUUCUACAGCGCCUCCUACUUCUUCUCCGCCAUCCUGGUCAUCGUGUCAGCCGUCGUGCCGCACGCGCUCAGUAGAGGCAUCAUCCUGCGCCGCAUCUUCACCACGGCCUCCUACUGCAUGGUGCUGAGGAUGACCCUGACCCGCCAGCUGCCGGGGUCCAUCCAGAUGUGGUACGACACGCUGGCACUGGUCAAGAAGAUCGAGGAAUUCCUGAUGAAGGAGGAAUACCGAGCGAUUGAGUACAACCUCACCACCACCGAGCUGGAACUGGUCAACGUGUCGGCCUCCUGGGACGAGGGUAUUGGCGAGCUGUUUGAGAAGAUCAAGCAGGAGAACAAAGCGAAUGGACACCUGAACGGAGACGCCGGCCUCUUCUUCACCAACCUCUACAUCACACCUGUCCUGAAGAACAUCAGCCUGUACCUGGAGAAAGGAAAGAUGCUAGCAGUGGCUGGAUCCACGGGCUCCGGGAAGAGCUCCCUGCUGAUGCUGAUCCUGGGGGAGCUGGUGCCGUCGGAGGGUAAAAUUCGACACAGCGGUCGCGUCUCCUUCUCGCCUCAGACUUCCUGGAUCAUGCCGGGGACGAUCCGCGACAACAUCCUGUUCGGCCUGACCUACGACGAGUACCGCUACACCUCCGUCAUCAAGGCCUGCCAGCUGGAAGAGGACUUUGCCUUGCUGCCGGAGAAAGACAAGACGCUCCUGGUGGAAGGAGGGGUGACGCUCAGCGGGGGGCAAAGGGCUCGUCUGGGCCUGGCCAGGGCUGUGUAUAAAGAUGCAGACCUCUACCUGCUGGAUGCUCCCUUCACACACCUGGACCUGGUGACGGAGAAAGAGAUCUUUGAGAAAUGCGUUUGCACUCGUAUGGCCUCCAAGACGCGCAUCGUGGUCACCAGCAAGUUGGAGCAUCUGAAGCGAGCCGACCGGAUCCUCCUGCUGCACAACGGAGACUGCUUCUUCUACGGAACCUUCUCCGAGCUGCAGGCCAAGCGCCCCGACUUCAGCAACCUGCUCCUCGGCAUGGAGGCGUACGACAACUUCAACGCCGAGCGCCGCAGCUCCAUCCUCACGGAAACCCUGCGCAGGGUCUCCAUCGACGAGACGGCCGGCUUCAGAGGCCCGGAAACACUCCGCCAGUCGUUCCGCCAGCAGCCGCCUGUCAUAAACGGAUCCCAAGGUCAUCCUGGAGGUGAUGGCUACCCGGAAAAACGCAAACAGUCCCUCAUCCUGAAUCCUCUCGCCGCUGCUCGGAAGUUCUCCUUCAUCGGGAACUCCCAACAGACUGCGAACACACCCCAGUCCACCACCAUAGAGGACGGCGUCCGGGAACUCUCCGAGAGGAAGUUCUCCAUGGUGCCCGAGGAUGACCAGGUGGAGGAGGUGCUCCCCAGGGGGAACCUGUACCAUCACGGGCUGCAGCACCUCAACGGGCAGCGGCGGCAGUCGGUGCUGGCGUUCAUCACCAACUCUCAGGGCCACGUGCGGCGGGAGCAGAUGCAGUCGUCCUUCAGGAAGAAGCUGUCCAUCACGCCGCAGUGCGACCUGGUGUCCGAGCUGGACAUCUACGCCCGCCGCCUCUCCAAAGACAGCGUCUAUGACAUCAGUGACGACGUGGACGAAGAGGACAUGGAGCAAUGCUUCGCCGAUGAGCGUGAGAACAUCUUUGAAACUACCUCAUGGAGCACUUACCUGCGCUACAUCACCACCAACAAGAGCUUAGUCUACGUCCUGAUCUUCAUCAUGUUUGUCUUCAUCAUUGAGGUUGCUGGUUCAGUCGUUGGGAUUUUUCUCAUCACUGAUGAGAUCUGGAGGGACAGCGCUAACCCUUCCUCCCCGAACUACAUCGACGAGCAGCCCCAGAACGCCUCGUCGCCGCCCGUGCAACUGGCGGUCAUCGUCACGCCAACCAGCGCGUAUUACAUCAUCUACAUCUACGUGGCGACCUCGGAGAGCGUGCUGGCGCUGGGCUUCUUCAGAGGACUCCCCUUGGUGCACACGUUACUCACCGUGUCCAAACGGCUCCACGAGCAGAUGCUGAGCGCCGUGCUGCGAGCCCCCAUGGCCGUGCUCAACACCAUGAAGACGGGCCGGAUCAUGAACAGAUUCACGAAGGACAUGGCCACCAUCGACGACAUGCUGCCUCUGGUGCUGUUUGACCUCAUACAGCUGACACUGAUCGUAACGGGAGCCAUCUUCACCGUGUCCAUCAUCCGGCCGUACAUCUUCAUCGCUGCCAUCCCACUGGGUGUCAUCUUCGUCAUCCUCAGGAAAUACUUCUUAAGAACCGGACAGCAACUCAAGCUGCUGGAGGCUGAAGCCCGAAGCCCGAUCUUCUCCCACCUCAUCAUCUCCCUGAAAGGUCUGUGGACGAUCCGGGCGUUCGGGCGGCAGACCUACUUCGAGACGCUCUUCCACAAAGCACUGAACACUCACACGGCCACCUGGUUCCACUACCUUUCCACGCUGCGCUGGUUCCUGUUCCGCUGCGACAUGAUCUUUGUCCUCUUCUUCUCCGCCGCCGCCUUCAUCGCUGUGGGGACAAACAAGGACAAACCAGGGGAGGUUGGCAUCAUCGUGGCCCUCGCUAUGCUCAUCCUCGGGACUUUCCAAUGGGCCGUCAUCACCAGCAUCACUGUGGAUGGACUGAUGCGUUCGGUGGAUCGGGUGUUCAAGUUCAUCGACCUGCCGCCGGAGGAGCCGAUGCCGGGGAAGCCUGCAGGUAAAGGAGGCCCGGACCUCGUCAUCGACAACCCGCACGCUCAGGACUGCUGGCCCAACCGCGGACAGAUGGACGUCCAGGGCCUGACAGUGAAAUACACGGAGGCCGGACGCUCGGUCCUCAGCGACAUCUCCUUCUCCGUGGAGGGGGGGCAGAGCAUUGGUCUGCUGGGUCGGACAGGUUCAGGAAAGAGUACCCUGCUCUCCGCUCUGCUGCGCCUCGCUUCCACUGACGGAGAAAUCUCCAUCGAUGGCGUCUCCUGGAGCUCCGUCUCCUUGCACACCUGGAGGAAGGCCUUCGGGGUCGUGCCACAGAGAGUGUUUAUCCUGACCGGCACCUUCCGGAUGAAUCUGGACCCUCACUGCCGUCACAGCGAUGAGGAGCUGUGGAGAGUCGCUGAAGAGGUGGGUCUGAAGUCGGUGAUCGAGCAGUUUCCAGAUAAGCUGGACUUCCAGCUGGAGGACGGGGGGAACGUGUUGAGUAACGGACACAAACAGCUGCUGUGCCUCGCCCGCUCCAUCCUCAGCAAGGCCCGCAUCCUGCUGCUGGACGAGCCCUCCGCCUACCUCGACCCCAUAACGUUACAGGUGCUGAGGAAGACGCUGAAGCACGCGUUCUCCGGCUGCACCGUCAUCCUCUCAGAACACAGAGUGGAGCCGCUGCUCGAGUGUCAAUCAUUCCUGAUGAUUGAGGGCAGCUCCAUGAAGAGCUACGACUCCCUCCAGAAGCUUCUGAACGAGACGAGCCACCUGAAGCAGGCUAUGAGCCCGGCCGACCGCCUGCGCCUCUUCCCCACGCUGCACCGCCUCAACUCCAGCAAGAGGCCGCCGCCACAGCCCGCCAAGAUCUGCUCUCUGAAGGAGGAGGCCGAGGACGAGGUCCAGGACACCCGCCUCUAACAGGCCAGGCUGACAGACACACACACUCUAAAGGACAAAACAAAAAGGGCUUGAUCAAGUGUUAUAAUUCUAAGAGGCCAAAAGAAAACCUUUUUCAGCCAAAAUGAGCCCGAAUUACCAGUCAAACAGCAUCUCAAUCAUUAAAACUGACCCUGAAAUGUACUUUUAUUCAAUAGAACAGCUCCACUGGAUCAUUGGAGACAAAUAUCCAGAUUUAACUCUCAUGCACACAUGCAAAUUAGCAUGUAGCGACACAAGCACAACUAAAAAGGAGGUUUUGCACACAGUAUGAGAACAGGAUAUUCAAAGUGGCCAAAAUUAAACAUAUAUUAGCCAUAAUCCCCAUAAUUACCAGCCAAACAGCAGCUUAAACACUAAAACUGUCCCUGAAAUGUACUUUUAUCCAAUAAGAGCUCUACACUUUUGGCCACAUUACCUGUCACAAAGCAUCUCAAAACGUUGAUUUAAUAGAAGGCUCUAUUUACACUGUAUCCUAGUUGAAUAAGAUCCAGAAUUUAGAACGAAGUGCAGAUUUUAAUCCUUACACACUCAUGCAAAUUAGCAUGAAGCAGCACACACACAGUUAAACACAGCAAAAACACACAGCUGUUAAAAGUCACAUAUACAGAAGCUGUAUGUGGACCUCAUUGAUUCACAGAGAUUGACUUUGAUAUAAAAGGUGGUAAAGGAUGUUUGGCACACACCUUAUUAGGAGUAAAUGUCCUGCACACACACUUCUACAUGAAUAUGAAUCAGGUGUGUAGAGUUUCAAGGUUUAGAUCACAAUACAUUUAGGAGCAACAGCACAUGUUGCUCAAUGCAAUAACACGUCUGCGAGUUUUAAAGAGCCGUCAGUCAAAAUGUAAUGUAUGGGAAUCAGGAUUAGGAGAUUAGGCUGUGUGAUAGGUGCAGCUUUUGUUGUAAAUUUGUCAUAAAAUGUGAGUGAAUGUGUUGCAGGGAGCGCUGUGAAGGAGGCUCUUACUCCCAGAAACAGAGCUAGACUUCUGAAAUGGAUGAGCACAUGGUAACAUCUGAAAGUGUCUGGGUCUGUGUGAAUACCUGGACUCCUAAUUGUUGAUCUGAAGUGCCUCUGGAGGUUUAACUCCGCUGCUUUUUGCUUGGCUGGACACAGUUUGUUCAGAUAAUCAUCAAAAGGUGGCCAAAAAGUUUCAUUUGCUUUAAAAAAGCACGAAAUGUUUAAAAGAAAAUGUUGGAUUUGUUUCAAUUAAGGGACUUUAACUAGGAACAACCAGCUCCUUCUCCACGGAGCCUUUAGCCUCUCUAGAUUAUAUUUUAGUUUGGAGUUAACACAGAGGAGGAGCCGCUGUAGAAGUCUGACUUUGGAAACAUGUCGAAGCAUCCUUUGCAAGAAACUGAACCCCAAACUGCUCCGUGUGGUGGGAGCUCUCAAUUAACACAUCAGUCACUAAUUAUAAUGCAACCUAACUAAUAAUAUGCACAAACUGCUCAGCUUCAGUUUGCCGUAACUAUUUAUUAAUGAUAACGUUUCUGACCUCUCUGUUUGGUCUAAAGUCAUAUUGUUUUUGUUUGGCUGGUACAAACUGAUAUAAAUACCCAGCUCAAGCGCUAUUUUUUAUACAUCAGUGGUUUGAACUUGCAGAUUUGGUGUGAUAAGAUGAUGAGAAAUUUAUUGGAUAAAUACUUUGAUAUUUUUUCUAUUUUUCAAAAAAAGAUGCCAAAAUGCAUUAAAACCCCCCCCCCCGAAAAUGGGCAUUUAUGUUUUAAUGGCAGGAAAACCAUAAGCACUGUUUGUAACCCAUGUGUCCUUUUAUUAAGCACAGUUUUGUCUUCUUUAAAUGUAAAUAAGGCGCCAAAGUGCUUAAAAAAAGCAUCAAAACAGCCAAAUAGUGCCAUCUUAUCUCUUAGCAAAAGAAGCUAUUAUACAGACUUUGUUGGGCAGAAAUGCUACAGUAUAUACAGGAAGUGAAGAUCAGUUUAAUGCAACAGGAAAUGAAGGAUGCAAGACUUCUACGGUGGCUUCGUCUGUGUUGCGUUCAAGUACCUUCUCAAUAUGUGCUUUUCUAUCUCUGCUAUCGGUCUCAUCCUGCAGUAUCUUCGUGAACACGUCAACAGGAACAGUUGUAUAAUGAGUAAUAACUAUCUGUAUGCACUUUAAAGACACCCUGAGGUACUCACAGCGAGGAAACACGAUCAUCUUUGAUAACAUGUACAUUUGUGACUUUUAUUAACAAGUUACGCUUAAUUUUUCAGCCUUUUGUUACUUGAUACUACAGAAGAGACAAAAAAAAUACAUUUUCUAUGUGAAAGUAUAUUUUUCCAGAGCUGUACAAAUGCAAACAUUUAGGAUUGAUUUCAUCUACACUUCCCUCGGAAACUGGAAUCCUUUUUCUAACAUAACUUUAUUUUCUUUGGUUGAGGGAAGAGUGUGUUUCAUACUGUAUAGUAGUUUUGUAAAAUGAAGGUACCGUGGAGAAACGCCUCGAUAUGUGAACUGUGAGACUUUCUUUUUUUUUUACAGAGUAAAUUAAGAACAAAGCUGUUUCUUACUCAUAGGAAAAAGGGACACUGAUGUCCAGAAUAAUGUAUAAAUGUUUUUGUUCAAUCAACUAUAUUUCCAGUAAAACUAAAGAUUUUAAGAA